Rodentolepis nana is the source of this 579-nucleotide messenger RNA. NCBI's taxonomy places the organism in Eukaryota, Metazoa, Platyhelminthes, Cestoda, Cyclophyllidea, Hymenolepididae. The record is from the annotation of a GenBank genome assembly.
AUGUCGCAGAGUAAGUUAAUUCUCUUUGGUAAGUGGGAGUCUGACAAUGUCACUGUCAACGAAUUGGGUUUGGUUGAUCACAUCACCAUAAAAUCCACCCACCCAUUGCUCCCACACACGGCCGGGCGUUAUCAGGUCAAGCGUUUCCGGAAAUCUCUUUGCCCUAUUGUCGAACGUGUGUGUAAUUCGCUUAUGAUGCAUGGUCGCAACAAUGGCAAAAAAAUCAAGACUAUGAAUAUCAUUAAACACACAUUCGAGAUUAUUUACAUUCUCACUAAUGAGAAUCCUCUUCAAGUUCUCGUCAACGCAAUUGUAAAUAGUGGUGCUCGUGAAGAUUCUACUCGUAUCGGUCGUGGUGGCACUGUUCGUCGUCAAGCCGUCGACGUCUCCCCUCUUCGUCGAGUAAAUCAGGCCAUCCAACUUCUUUGCACUGGUGCUCGUGAAGCCGCAUUCCGCAGCAACAGAACCAUUGCUGAGUGCCUAGCAGAUGAGCUUAUUAAUGCUUCAAAGGGCAGCUCAAACUCCUAUGCCAUUAAAAAGAAGGAUGAGUUGGAGCGUGUCGCUAAAUCCAACCGAUAA